AUGGAUAUCCCCAACAGUAGUCGUAAUAUUAACAAAAGAGGAAUCAAAAAUGAUGGACAAGUGAGCCGUGGAGCAAAACGACGUUGUUUCAAAAAAGAUCAGCUGAAGGAAGACGUUGGAAAUGAAGACUCUGGCGAAGAAAAGUCAUUUAGGGGAUGGAAGGAAGACGAUGACGCUCCCCUUCCCAAGUAUCUACAUGAUGAUGUGGCUCGAAUUUAUGAAGAUGUUAUGAGUCGAUAUAGAAAAAUGAUUGAUGCUGAAGGCCUUAAACUGUACCACAAAAUGCUACGGGAAGAACCACGGAAGAAAUAUAUAACAGCAAGCAGAGUGAAACCUUUAAAUCUGAAACCAAUGCCAGAACAACCAACAUAUUUCACGUUACGGUCAGCAACUAAUGCAGUUCUACAGAAAUGCUCUUCAAAAUGUAUUGAAGCUGUUAUGAGUACACCACGAAUGCAGUACUGGACACUUACCGAAUGCAACAUUCUGUGUGAGGAUGAACGUACGCUUUCACAUAUUCCUUUCUUGGGCGACCAUGAAGAUGAUGAUAUUGGCUUUGGCGAAGAAUUACUGAAGACUUUCCAGGAAGGUAUACAUGGCACCAAAGUUGGUUGUGGUUCAUUCAUCAACGAUCACAUACUUUAUCAAGUUCUAAAAAAACUAUUCGACAAGUACUCAGAUAUUGCCGAUCAAGUGAUAUAUAGAGCGGUUUAUGAGCAGUUUCCGAACAAAGCUUCAGUUCAACAGCUUCCAUUUCUAUUCGAAGAUCUGAAGCGACGCUUUAGUCCUUCAGAUUUAUUCGCCGAAGACAGCAGUCAGUCAGAAUUCCUGGAUACAAAAGCACUUCAUUCAUUCCAACUUCUCUUGUGUAAUCGUUGUCUCACUUACGAUUGCCUUAUUCAUGGCGUCAACGCGACAGAGACAGAAGUCCGGCGGCGUCGUGGAGUAACAUGCAUUGAACCUUGUGGACCUCAGUGUUUCAGGCAUUUGACGAAAGAAAUGGAAGAAGCAAAGCGCCGUUGUGCCUCUCCGCCGGAUACGAAAACGAUAAAUGCCAUAUUAAAUAUAAAGACAGAGGACAUUAAUUGGACAGCGCAGCAAGAAUCAAUGUUCAUUGCUUUACGGCGAACUUACAAAAAUGAUUUCUGCAAAUUAGCUGAAGUUCUAAAUUUGAUUAUAGAAAAUGCGCCAUCGAAAUCUUGCCGAGAGUUAUAUGCAUAUUCCUUCCGCACAGCGCCAAUAUCACCAAGAGCCGACGUUUCACCAAAUUCACCACCGAAAAAGAAGAAAAAUAUGAAAGAUCAGCAUCGCACAUUUCGUGCUGUUAAAUGGGCGAAAACGGAAGGCAAAGUAGGAAAUACUCACGUUUAUGAGCCGUGUUCCCACAGCGGGCCUUGUUCGGCAGAAAACAAUUGUUCAUGCGUUAGUGUCGAUAAUCUAUGUACAAAAUUUUGUCGUUGUGGUGAACAAUGUAAAUACAGAUUUCCUGGCUGCCGUUGUGCACCAGGUUUAUGUCGAACAAAGCAGUGCCAGUGUUUCUAUGCUAAUUGGGAAUGUGAUCCGGAUGUUUGUAAAUCAUGCAAAUGUGAUGUUUUGGAUGAUCCUAAUGUUGCAACAUGCAAAAAUGUAGCUAUGCAGCGUGGUUUACAGAAGAAAUUAGUUAUUGCUCCUUCACAGGUUGCUGGUUGGGGUUGUUUUGCAGAAGAAGAUAUUGAAAAAAACGAUUUCAUAUCAGAAUAUUGUGGUGAAGUUAUAAGUCAUGAUGAGAGCGAAAGGAGAGGCAAAAUAUACGAUAAAUUGAAGUGCAGUUAUCUUUUUGGUUUAAAUGAUGAAAUGGUAGUAGAUGCCACCAGAAAGGGCAAUGUUAUUCGAUUUGCAAAUCACUCAAAGGAUCCAAAUUGCAUGGCAAAAGUAUUCAUGGUUAAUGGAGAUCAUCGUAUAGGUAUUUUUGCACGAAGGCCAAUUGUAGCUGGCGAGGAGCUCUUUUUUGAUUACUCUUACAACUCUUAUCAACAGGUGAAAUUUGUUUCGAAAGAACGUCCGAAGCCAUGA
Cercopithifilaria johnstoni is the source of this 2052-nucleotide messenger RNA. NCBI's taxonomy places the organism in Eukaryota, Metazoa, Nematoda, Chromadorea, Rhabditida, Onchocercidae. The record is from the annotation of a GenBank genome assembly.